Messenger RNA from Orbilia oligospora ATCC 24927, 2277 nucleotides. RefSeq lists its product as uncharacterized. NCBI's taxonomy places the organism in Eukaryota, Fungi, Ascomycota, Orbiliomycetes, Orbiliales, Orbiliaceae. The transcript has 12 exons. The record is from RefSeq and is a predicted model, not a curated record. Bases 1 to 2277 code for a protein of 758 amino acids. Gene Ontology annotation, biological process: carbohydrate metabolic process.
AUGGCGACUUCGAUACCCCUCCAAAGCGGUGAUAGCGGUAAAUCGAAACUCAAGCUUGUCAACCAGCUUGCGAAUAGUACCAGCCCAUACGUCCGCUCCCACGCCAAUAAUUUGACAGCAUGGCAACAAUGGACCCCUGAGAGUUUGGCACUGGCGAAGAGUGAGAAUCGGUUGAUAUUUUUGAGCAGUGGAUAUGCUGCCUGUCAUUGGUGCCAUGUAAUGGAGCGAGAGAGUUUUCAGGACGCCUAUGUCGCCAAAAUUCUCAAUGAUAACUUCAUCCCUAUCAAAAUUGAUCGAGAGGAAAGACCGGAUAUUGAUAGGAUCUACAUGAACUAUGUCCAAGCGACGACGGGUUCUGGAGGAUGGCCGCUCAACGUCUUCUUAACCCCAAAUCUUGAACCAGUCUUUGGUGGGACAUACUGGCCUGGGCCAAAUGCUACCGAUGGACCGUCAAUGAAGGACCAGAUUGGAUUUGUCGAGGUUCUUGAUAAGAUUGUCAAAGUUUGGAAGGAACAGCAGGAUAAAUGUCUUGCAUCGGCCAAGGAUAUUCUGAAGCAGCUCAAAGAAUUCUCAGACGAGGGUCUAAAGGAGCAGGGCGGCAACCAGGAUGGGGCAGAGAUUCUCGAGAUCGAUCUACUCGAGGAGGCAUACCAGCACUUCCUUAGCCGCUAUGACACCACGCAUGGCGGAUUUGGCACCGAGCCCAAGUUUCCCACUCCAACAAAUCUUGCCUUCUUGCUUAGGUUGAGCAGCCUGUCAUCAGUCGUUGAGGAUGUGGUUGGCGACGUUGAAUGCGAAAGAGCCAAGUUUAUGGCAGUGACAACGCUGAGGCAUAUGAGUCGCGGUGGGAUUCAUGACCAUAUAGGAAAUGGCUUUGAAAGAUACUCUGUCACUGCGGAUUGGAGUCUCCCUCAUUUUGAGAAGAUGCUCUACGAUAAUGCUCAGUUGAUAUCUGUGUAUCUUGAUGCAUAUCUGUUGACGAAAGACAGGGAGAUGCUCGAUGCAGCUCUCGAUGCGGCCGACUACUUGUGCUCGGGCCCGCUGAGUCAUAAGGAUGGUGGUUUCUAUUCCGCUGAGGAUGCUGACUCCUAUGCGAGAAAGGGUGAUACCGAGAAGAGAGAGGGCGCUUUCUACGUCUGGGAUAAGAAAGAGUUUAUCAAAGUUCUAGGCGAACAGGAUGCAGAAGUUUGUUCUAAGUACUGGGGUGUUAGAACGGACGGCAAUGUCGACCCGGCGAGGGAUAUUCACGAUGAAUUUCUACAUCAAAAUGUUCUACAGAUAUCUCAAACCCCAGCCCAGAUUGGCUCCAUGCUUGGGCUCAGCGAAACCGCCAUCGUUGAGAAGAUCAAGAACGGGCGAGCAAAACUCCGAGAAUACAGGGAAAGAGAAAGGCCACGCCCUAUCCUCGAUGACAAGAUUCUGACCGGGUGGAAUGGACUUGCAAUUGCUGCUUUGUCCCGGCUUGCUGCCGCCCUUGAAAUCGUUGAUGCUGAGAAGUCGAAGUUUUAUCUCAACCAGGCAAUUCGAGCUGCUGAGUUCAUUAGGAAGAAUGUAUUUGACCAGAGGACUCUUGGUUUGAAGCGUGUUUGGCGGGAGACUCCGGGGGCUACGAAGGCAUUUGCGGAUGACUAUGCAUACCUUAUUUAUGGUUUGAUAUCCUUAUACGAGGCGACUUUUGAUGCGGGUUGGUUACGUUGGGCGCAUAGCCUUCAAGCUGCGCAAACAAAGCUGUUCUGGGAUGAAGCUCAAGGUGGUUUCUUUUCUACAGAACGUGAUGCGCCCGAUUUGAUCCUAAGGCUUAAGGACGGAUUGGACUCUGCUGAGCCAUCUACAAAUGGCAUAUCAGCUGCAAACCUGUACAAACUCGGAAGCCUUCUUGGAGACGCUUCUUUCUCCUUCCUGGCCUCUAAGACGUGCAACGCCUUCUCAACAGAGUUGAUGCAACAUCCAUUCCUGUUUUCAACCAUGCUACCAUCGGUUGUCGCCUUGAACCUCGGGACCGGAACCGUGAUCAUCGCGGGCAAGAAGUCGGACCCGACUAUCUCGGCGUACCGGGCGAAGCUCAGGACACAGUUGUUCACGAAUACAUCAAUUAUAGUCGUAGACCCCACCGAAAAGAGCGAUGAUAUCACAUGGUUCACCGGGAAGAACGAGAUCUUGAAGGAUAUUCUCAAAAGCGCAGCGACCAAACCAAUCGUCCAAGUCUGCCAGAACCAAACCUGCGUCCCUCUUAGCAAGAUCGAGGAACUUGAGGCCAAAUUUGCAGAAUUAGGUUAA